This is a messenger RNA of Ordospora pajunii, 218 nucleotides long. RefSeq lists its product as uncharacterized. NCBI's taxonomy places the organism in Eukaryota, Fungi, Microsporidia, Ordosporidae. The record is from RefSeq and is a predicted model, not a curated record. The annotation marks the transcript as partial. The transcript has a single exon.
GACUGGAGAAGACAUUGGCGGCAAUGCCGAAGAUAGCAGCGGUGAGGAAGCGCAGGGAGGAUUACUUUAUCAAGGACAGGAUACUGAGCGGGCAGGAGGCAAACAGGCAGAGCGAUCUGGAGUACAUUGAGAGGCACAAGCAGCUGCUGUGUGAAGAGACUGACGGUGAAAGAGAUGCAGUGAGGAGUGUGAGGAAGAAGGAGGCACAAAUGAACUGA